Molecule: messenger RNA, 1698 nt
Organism: Vicia villosa (hairy vetch)
Lineage: Eukaryota; Viridiplantae; Streptophyta; Magnoliopsida; Fabales; Fabaceae
Exons: 11
Coding region: 1-1698 (565 amino acids)
Source: RefSeq, a predicted model, not a curated record
AUGGUUGAUGGCAGUGGUAACAUCCAUAAACUCAUGGCUAAUGGGAAUGAUAAUAAUGAGCUGCAAGAAGACAACAAUAUUCAGGAUAAAUUUUCAUUCAGAUUGUUUUUUCUUUGGCCUGACAAGUUAUGCUUGCGUUUUACCACAGGAACAAUGUCAAGGGCUCCCAUUCUGAUAAACGAUCUGGUCAAGGGGAACCAAGUAUGGAAAAUACUGAUUAGGGUUGUUGAUCUUUGGGUUGUUAAUGAGAAAAAUGGCCAUCAACACCUUGAGAUGGUCAUUCAAGAUGUAAAGGCUGAUAAGAUUCAUGUCACAAGUUGGAACAGAGAUUUCAAAGAUUGGUUUGAACAAGUGAAGGAGCAUGAGACUUAUAUUAUGUAUAACGGAGAGCCCGUGGACAACGAAGGUCCUUUAAAAGUCUGUUCCCACCCACUCAAGCUCGUCCUCAACGGAGGGACUACGAUGAUGAAGGCGGCGUUACCCGACAUACCAACCCACAAGUUCAUUUUUCAUCCUAUUGAUAACUUUCUCAAAGGGAACUACAAGCAUGACAUCUUAUAUGAUGUUAUAGGGGUGUUGCAAGAUGUUGUUAAGACACAAAUGGGCGGUGGUGGUAGGAAAUCUUGCGUCAAUAUUACCUUGCGAGAUGUCGAAGGGAAUGUUAUCGAGGUGGCAUUAUGGGAAACUUACGGCAAGCAAUUCAUGAACUACACUACCCCGAACAACACUUCUGGGCCUACAAUUAUCGUUUUGACCCAUGCCUGGUGCAAGCCAAAUUCAGUUUCCGGUCUUCCGUCUCUUUCGAAUGCAUGGAACGGCUCUAGACUUCUCAUUAACUUGGACCAUCCACAAGUGGAAGAUUUCAAAGCUAGUUUUGGAACUACUGAUUUAUCCGGUAUACCUGCCCUUUCCCAAUCAUUAACAUGCGAUUCUUCCAUUCAAUCUGGAAACAAUUUCUGGACUAACUUGAGUGAGGUCAGGAGUAUCCAUGCAAUCGCUGCACUAGCAAAGGAUUCUUUCGCAACGACUAUUGGCACUACCGUUGGUUUCAAAGCUUCCAAGAACGGAUGGUAUUUUGAGUCUUAUGCUGGGUCAUCUGGAAAUACAAAGACUGAACCUGUUAUGAAGUUCAAAGUUGAGGUUGAAGUUGUCUAUGGUGACCACAGUGGAACAUUUGUUUUUUGGGAUAAGGAUUGUAUUCCUUAUACGAAAAUGACUGCUAGGGAAUUAAGAGAGGUUAUGAAAGAGGCAGGAGAAGACAAUCCUAAAAUUUGGCCUGCUCAUCUAGAUGUUUUGUUGAAUAAAGAAUUUGUGUUCCGUGUCAAGUAUCAACAACAGUACCGACAAUUUUCUAUCGUUAAAAUACUUAACGAGGAGGGCCUUUAUGCCAAGUUUGACAAAUACCUCACCCCAGAUGAGACCAUGCCACUUCAGAACACUCUUGAAACAUCCACCAUUGCUCCUAUACUUAUUCCAAACCAACUCACACAGUCUUCGGAGCAAUCAAUCUGUGCUGAGCCAUACUCGGCUGCUAACCCGAAUUCGAGCCCAGAGGCAAGCUCCAACAGUACUCCAGCCAAGAGGGGAUCAGAGUCAACCUCGGUUAAUGAUAUCAUCCAGGCUGAAGAGAUCACUCCCAAACAAUCCGCCACUAAGCCCAAGACUGGAAGGAAGCUUAAGCAUUUGAAGAAAGAAUAA